CCGCCCCCUCCCCGCGGCGUGUGUGUGGGUGUGUGUGUGUGUGUGUGUGUGUGUGUGUGUGUGUGUGUGUUGGGGUGAAGGCAACCGAGCCGGCCGCCUCACCUGCCGCCCGGGAAGGGGCGGGCAUUGUUCGCUGCUGCUGCUGCUGCUGCGCGGGGCCAUGGGGGCCGCCGUGCGCCCCGGGCCGGGCCUGCCAAGGUGGCCACGGCGCGGCUGAAGCGAGAACCCACCUGACACCCCCAGGAUCCACCCCCCUCCUUGCCCCGGCACCUCCGGCUCCCCUUCGCCCCUCAGCCCUUUGGCUCGCGCCCGUUCGCUGAGGCGCCAGGUGAGGCGUCAUGGUGGACCCGGUGGGCUUCGCCGAGGCUUGGAAGGCGCAGUUCCCGGACUCGGAGCCACCGCGCAUGGAGCUGCGCUCGGUGGGCGACAUCGAGCAGGAGUUGGAGCGCUGCAAGGCCUCUAUCCGACGCCUGGAGCAGGAGGUCAACCAGGAACGCUUCCGGAUGAUCUACCUGCAGACGCUGCUGGCCAAGGAAAAGAAAAGCUACGAUCGCCAGCGCUGGGGUUUCCGGCGUGCCACGCAGCCCCCCGACGGCGCGGCCACCGAGCCUCGCGUCCCCGCGCCACGGCCCCCGCCGGCAGCCGACGGUGCUGACCCCGCUCCGGCCGUGGUCACCGCUGCCGCCACCGCCGAGGAGCCCGAGGCUCGGCCCGACGGAGAGGGCUCCCCCGGCGGUGGCGGCAAAGUCAGGCCCGCGGCGCCGCGCAGAGCAGGGGCGGCCGCCGCGACCACCGCCAUCUCCACCACCACGACCACCAGCAGCAGCAGCAGCAGCAGCACCGCCACCGACCGGGACGAGCGUGGACCCCCCACCAGCGUGGCGGCGCUCCGGUCCAACUUCGAGAGGAUCCGCAAGGGAGAGAGUGAGAAACCCUUCUAUGUGAACGUCGAAUUUCACCACGAACGCGGCCUGGUGAAAGUCAACGACAAGGAGGUCUCGGACCGGAUCAGUUCGCUGGGUAGUCAGGCCAUGCAGAUGGAGCGUAAGAAGGCCCAGCAGUGUGCCGGUCAGGGUCAGGGUCAGGGUCAGGGUCAGGGUCAGGGUGUGGGGGACUCACUCAAACCUUCCUACCGGGGACGCGCCUCCGAGAGCAGCUGCGGGCUGGACGGGGACUACGAGGAUGCCGAGUUAAACCCCCGCUUUCUGAAGGACAACCUGAUCCAAGCCAACGGCAGCAGCGGCGGCAGGCCCCCGUGGCCACCCCUGGAGUACCAGCCGUACCAGAGCGUCUACGUCGGGGGCAUGAUGGUGGAGGGCAGCGAGGGCAAGGGGCAGCCGCCACCGCCGCUGCUGCUGCUGCGGAGCCAGAGCACGUCGGAGCAGGAGAAGCGCCUCACCUGGCCCAGGAGGUCCUACUCCCCGCGGAGCUUCGAGGACAGCGGGGGCGGCUACACGCCCGACUGCAGCUCCAACGAAAACCUCACGUCCAGCGAGGAGGACUUCUCCUCCGGCCAGUCCAGCCGCGUGUCCCCGAGCCCCACCACCUACCGCCCGUUCCGGGACAAGAGCCGCUCGCCCUCGCAAAACUCGCAGCAGUCCUUCGACAGCAGCAGCCCGCCCACGCCGCAGUGCCACAAGCGGCACCGGCAGUGCCAGGUGGUGGUGGCCGAAGCCACCAUCGUGGGCGUCCGCAAGACCGGCCAGAUUUGGCCCAGCGACGGAGAUAGCACUUUCCAUGGAGACCCAGACACCUCGUUUGGAACGUCCCCCGGGUAUGGUUGUGCCGCAGACCGGGCGGAGGAGCAGCAGCGCCGGCACCAGGACGGGCUGCCCUACGUUGACGACUCGCCCUCCUCCUCCCCUCACCUCAGCAGCAAGGGCAGGGGCAGUCGGGAUGCUCUGGAGUCGACCAAAGCGAAUGAGCUGGACUUGGAGAAAGGCCUGGAGAUGAGAAAAUGGGUUCUCUCUGGAAUCUUGGCCAGUGAGGAGACCUACCUGAACCACCUGGAGGCUCUGUUGCUGCCCAUGAAGCCAUUGAAAGCUGCCGCCACCACGUCUCAGCCGGUGCUGACGAGCCAGCAGAUUGAGACCAUCUUCUUCAAAGUGCCUGAGCUUUACGAGAUCCACAAGGACUUCUAUGACGGGCUUCUCCCCCGCGUGCAGCAGUGGAGCCACCAGCAGCGAGUGGGCGACCUCUUCCAGAAGCUGGCCAGUCAGCUGGGUGUGUACCGGGCCUUUGUGGACAACUACGGGGUUGCCAUGGAAACGGCCGAGAAGUGCUGUCAAGCCAACGCUCAGUUUGCAGAAAUCUCUGAGAACCUGAGAGCCAGAAGCAACAAGGAUGCCAAGGACACAACCACCAAGAACUCUCUUGAAACCCUGCUCUACAAGCCUGUGGACCGGGUGACGAGAAGCACGCUGGUUCUUCAUGACUUGCUGAAGCACACGCCGCCCAGCCACCCCGACCACCCCCUGCUGCAGGACGCCCUCCGCAUCUCACAGAACUUCCUGUCCAGCAUCAACGAGGAGAUCACGCCCCGUCGGCAGUCCAUGACCGUGAAGAAAGGCGAGAACCGGCAGCUGCUGAAGGACAGUUUCAUGGUGGAGCUGGUGGAGGGGGCCCGCAAGCUGCGCCACGUCUUUCUGUUCACCGACCUGCUGCUGUGCACCAAGCUCAAGAAGCAGAGUGGGGGCAAAACCCAGCAGUACGACUGCAAAUGGUACAUUCCGCUCACCGACCUCAGCUUCCAGAUGGUGGACGAGUCGGAGGCCACCCCCAACAUCCCCCUGGUGCCCGAUGAGGAGCUGGACGCCCUGAAGGUCAAGAUCUCCCAGCUCAAAAGCGACAUCCAGAGAGAGAAGAGGGCCAACAAGGGCAGCAAGGCCAUGGAGCGGCUGAAGAAGAAGCUGUCUGAGCAGGAGUCGCUGCUGCUGCUCAUGUCUCCCAGCAUGGCCUUCAGGGUGCACAACCGCAACGGCAAGAGCUACACAUUCCUGAUUUCCUCCGACUACGAGCGUGCUGAGUGGAGGGAGAACAUUCGAGAACAGCAGAAGAAGUGCUUCAAAAGCUUCUCCCUGACGUCCGUGGAGCUGCAGAUGCUCACCAACUCCUGCGUGAAGCUGCAGACGGUGCACAGCAUCCCGCUGACCAUCAACAAGGAAGAUGAUGAGUCCCCAGGCCUCUACGGGUUCCUGAACGUCAUCGUCCACUCGGCCACCGGCUUUAAGCAGAGUUCAAAUCUGUACUGCACCCUGGAAGUGGAUUCCUUCGGGUACUUUGUGAACAAAGCAAAGACGCGAGUCUACAGGGACACCACAGAGCCCAACUGGAACGAGGAGUUUGAGAUCGAGCUGGAAGGCUCCCAGACCCUGCGGAUCCUGUGCUACGAGAAAUGUUACAACAAAACCAAGAUGGCCAAGGAGGACGGCGAGAGCAGCGACCGGCUCAUGGGGAAGGGCCAGGUGCAGCUGGACCCCCAGGCCCUACAGGACAGGGAGUGGCAGCGGACAGUCAUCUCCAUGAAUGGGGUUGAGGUGAAGCUCUCAGUCAAGUUCACCAGCAGGGAAUUCAGCUUGAAGCGGAUGCCAUCCCGGAAACAGACGGGGGUCUUUGGGGUCAAGAUCGCCGUGGUCACCAAGAGGGAGAGGUCCAAGGUGCCCUACAUUGUGCGCCAGUGCGUGGAGGAGAUUGAGCGGCGGGGCAUGGAGGAGGUGGGCAUCUACCGCGUGUCCGGAGUGGCCACCGACAUCCAGGCGCUGAAGGCGGCCUUUGACGUCAAUAACAAGGACGUGUCGGUGAUGAUGAGCCAGAUGGACGUGAACGCCAUCGCCGGCACGCUCAAGCUCUACUUCCGGGAGCUGCCAGAGCCACUCUUCACAGACGAGUUCUACCCCAACUUCGCCGAGGGCAUCGCCCUUUCCGACCCCGUGGCGAAGGAGAGCUGCAUGCUCAACUUGCUGCUGUCCCUCCCGGAGGCCAACCUGCUAACCUUCCUCUUCCUCCUGGACCACCUCAAGAGGGUGGCAGAAAAGGAGACAGUGAAUAAGAUGUCCCUGCACAACCUGGCCACCGUCUUCGGCCCCACGCUGCUGCGGCCCUCGGAGAAGGAGAGCAAGCUCCCUGCCAACCCUGGCCAGCCCAUCGCCAUGACCGACAGCUGGUCCCUGGAGGUCAUGUCCCAGGUCCAGGUGCUGCUGUACUUCCUGCAGCUGGAGGCCAUCCCCGCCCCAGACAGCAAGAGGCAGAGCAUUCUGUUCUCCACCGAGGUCUAAAGGCGGCCCCCCACCAGAACUGUCUCCAAGGAGAAGCUGAUAGAAGGGCCACCCCAUGGCGAAACGGGCCGUCCAUGGAACAGGAACCGAACCAUCUUGAGGUGUACUUUGGCCACCUGCCAAGAGUGACACUCACCCGAAGCUGAAGGCCAAGCCAGCUAGGUGGUCCCCCCCCCAUGCCCCAACCCUAGGCAGACUCCACCCCGACGCUCCCUGGUGCCUUGGUGGUUGGUGGCUGGCUGCAAGCCUUGGGCUGGCCUCAGACUGUGCUUUCCCGUUGCUGGCACCAGAGGGCGCCCCAAGCACGCACAGCUGUCCCGGGCCCAGGAACCGGACAAGUGGAAGCCAAGCUAUAAGGAAGUGGUUUUUACAAUCUGAAUUGUUCAGAGUUUGAAGAUUUCUACUGGAUCACCUGUCAAGAUGCACGCUGUCCGGGGAGGAGCUUCCCUCACUGUUGUGUCUUGAAUAAACGCUGCUGCUACUGCUGCACCCGUCGGGGAUCACGGCAGAAGGGACUGGGCUGGGUCAGGUGGCCCUGCUUUGGGAACGGAUGCCCAUCCCAUCCCCUACUCCCCGAGGAAAAGUCCACAGCGCCCCAACUCCACCCACUGCUUGCUUCUCCUUUUCUUUGUAAAAGGAGCUCUCUGUGCUGAAAUGGGUCUGCCUCCUGCUCUCUCUCCCAUGGAUUUGGUUUGCUGUUGGAUUUUUAUCUCUUUUUUUUGUUUGUUUUUGGCUUGGUUUUGUGCCCCCCUCCCGCAGCUGGGCUGCCAUGGAGACCAUGGCACACACUUCACGGUGAGCCCUUUGGGGACAGGACAGGACGGUCCACCCAGUCCUGCCCACCCACCUGGCACCCCACUUGCCCGCUCUUCUUUGUCAGAGCCCUGCCCCGUGCCCUCCGUCCCCCUCAUCACCCCAGUACUCGGCCCAGCGGGCACAGUUUAACUGCCACACAGGUCUUCUCUCCACAGCGGCUGCUUUUAAACACUUUGAUCCGAAGAAUUAGCCUUUUUGAUACUUGAACAUUUUGAAGUUUUAUACAUAGUUUCUGAGUUUUUUGUUUUCCCUACCAGAUCCCAAUACCUUAAUAAGAUGCUAUUUAGAAUGUCUGCCACCCGUGUCCUGGUAGCUCUUCUGCCUUUCCUAGAACCUUAGAGUGUGUGGGAAGGGGCUUCCCCACGCCCACCGCCCCCUAGUCCAGAGCAGGGACACAGAACAGCGCGGGGGGUGGGUACAGAACAGGAGCCCUGUGACCACUGGAGAGAAGAGAACCAACCAGAAAGUUCUCUGGUAUUUGAGUGUUUUGAAACAAGAGAGGCCUGGCUCCCUGACCAGUCUUCCCGCACUUCGCCCUCCCCCAGUGGGGAGGGACACACAGGAACCCCAGGAGGGCAGCAGGCGGGGGACACUCAGGGUCGUGUGCAGCCACGGUCACAGGGAAACCCCGUGUGCAGGGCAGGGACACCAUCCCAUCCGCCAUGCUUCCACAGGCAGCACCCUGGGGAGCCAUGUGCCUCCCUCACCCUCGCACCAUCCCUGCUAUCAGAAGCCUUAUAGGGUGUGUGUUGGGGGAAGGCAGAGGGCCCCCAACAGCAGCACGGGAGGGUCCCGCUUGUGCAGGUGGCAUGGAUCGCUCAGCUGCGCUUUGAGUUCACCGCAAACCGUGCAGCGCCUUGCUGGCCAGGGCAGAGCAAGGCAGGGCAUGGGAGCCUGUGUCCUCGGCACGCCAGCCUGGCUGUCCAGUUACACGGCAGCCAGGCCUGGGGCCUGUCCGUCCCUUCCCACACCCCACCCCACCUUUCGCCAUCUGCCUUUUGUCGCCUGGAAACUGGAAAGCAAUAUGGCCACAUGUGUGCCAACGUGGGUAGCCUCACCCGCGCCCCCCUCCUCUGCCACUCCCCCUUGAGACUUUUUAAUUUAUAGAAGAUACAUGUGUGCUGUCAAACCUCAAAACAACCCUGCCCUUCUCUCACCAACCACAGGGGUGACCGGCGCUUUGCUUGGCGGGGAAGGGGCAGGCUGCCAUGGGUUCCCACCCCCCCCAGGUCGUGCUGCCUGACAUGGUCGGUGCCCCUGCAGGCCUGUGGGUUAGCAGAGCUAACACAGCAACUGGGCUGUUACCAUAAGGGGGGAGGACCCAGCCUACCCCAUGAGAAGUUGGGGAUUCCUCACAGCCUUAUGAGACAAGGCAGGGGCUCCAGACUCUCCGGUGGGAAGCUACACUCUCAGGUCUGGGCUGCUGGUACCCCAUCCUGCUCCCCAUACAGAGUGGAGUGAUUGGGGAGGGCACUGAGCUGGGCUCCAUCUCAGCACCCUGGCCCCCUCCCCUCCCGCAGUGGGUGACUGCCCUUGGAGCCCAGCUGCCUGUGUGUGCCACACAGGGGCAGGGAAGGGGCAGGGAGUACCGCCAACUCUUACAUUAAACUUCCCUUUGACAACUCA
Messenger RNA from Ochotona curzoniae (black-lipped pika), 6716 nucleotides. RefSeq names its product BCR activator of RhoGEF and GTPase (gene BCR). Lineage: Eukaryota; Metazoa; Chordata; Mammalia; Lagomorpha; Ochotonidae. Gene Ontology annotation, biological process: intracellular signal transduction; protein phosphorylation; positive regulation of GTPase activity. The record is from RefSeq and is a predicted model, not a curated record. The transcript has 23 exons. Gene Ontology annotation, cellular component: membrane. Bases 339 to 4274 code for a protein of 1311 amino acids. Gene Ontology annotation, molecular function: protein serine/threonine kinase activity; guanyl-nucleotide exchange factor activity; GTPase activator activity.